AUGGUAAACAGGUGGCCAGGAUGCAGGAGCAGCUGUUUGACUCCCGUGCAACAACAUGAAGACAAGGGCGCAGCAGGAACCGUGUCUCGGAUAUUAGCAGACAAACGCAAUAAAUCCCGGAGACCGAGGCUGUGCCGCCUGAGUGUUCCUGCGACCCUCGCUGUUCCUGCUCCCACACGGACCGGCGGCGACAUCCCCACGCCCGCCAUCCGAACCCGGGUCACCAACCCGACCUUGCUCACACCUGGUGCCUCUGCCUGCGACGCCGGCCGCUCUCACUCGCCCUGCGCGCUCUUGAGUGCGACCGGCGGGCUCAUUUUUUGGUGGCGGCCGCUGUGUCCAGAUGCCAUUAACGAUGAGGGCUCGGAUGCCACACAGUCUUUCGCGUCGGCCGAUGACCAUUUACAGCACCGGGGGAAUAAUCACAAUGACAGCCCGCGCCUCAAUAAUAACAGGUUACUUCAGGCCCUUCAAUGGGGGACCUUCUGCGCCUUCGUCCGAGGCGAGGACGACGGCGGCGGCGGCGGCGGCGGCGCUCCAAGAUCGCGGUGCCCUGCAGGAGUCGGCCGGAGGAGCUCGCCUGGCCCUCGCGAACGCCGUCCUCCGAGGAACGCGCGAGCGGCGCUCUCUGCAGCGCGAUCUCCUAACCUGAAGGGCAAACACGUCCUUAGUGUCGAACGUCAACAGCCUGUCCCAUCAUCCUUAAGGGACAUUUCCCCCGAGACCGACCAGGAAGAGCCUGAAUAA
Penaeus vannamei (Pacific white shrimp) is the source of this 747-nucleotide messenger RNA. NCBI's taxonomy places the organism in Eukaryota, Metazoa, Arthropoda, Malacostraca, Decapoda, Penaeidae. The record is from RefSeq and is a predicted model, not a curated record.